Brassica oleracea var. oleracea is the source of this 747-nucleotide messenger RNA. RefSeq lists its product as uncharacterized. The record is from RefSeq and is a predicted model, not a curated record. Bases 22 to 729 code for a protein of 235 amino acids. Lineage: Eukaryota; Viridiplantae; Streptophyta; Magnoliopsida; Brassicales; Brassicaceae. The transcript has a single exon.
UUGUGGAAGAAGUCACCAAAAAUGGCGGAAAAUGUUGGAAGCGGCGAAAGCGAGAGCGAGUUCGGCAGUGUCACUUCCUCUCAGAUAUCUUUCCUUAAUAACUGCCCCUUCGCCGGAGUGGAAGAAGACACUGACUCGGACGGCACGGAGGUUCUCGGGACCCCGAUAUCUCCGCCGCUUACCCGAACUCCGAUCCUCUCGCUCUCGACUCCGAUCAGCCUCGAUUCCAUCAACGAUGAGGACGUGUUCCGUACUCCUCCCGAGAACGCGUCUCUCUCCUCCUCCGCAGCCGAAUCCGAACCCAGAGCUAGGGCUUCGGAGCUCAAACCUCGGCGACGAGGAGGAGGUUCGAAAUCGAAUUCUCCGUCGCGUGUUUCUGCUUCACCGUCUCUCACGGCGGAGACUGUCAGGGUUUUGGAGAUGAGUCGUGUUUCCGAUCGCAAAGAAUCUGUCACGGAGGUGACGCCUCUUUCUCCUCCGUCAUCUCUCGCGGCCGGCGAUGUUAGGGUUCCGGGAAAGCAUUCCGAUCUCGAUUCUCCUUCUCCUGAGUCUGCAACUGAAGGAAUCAAGGUCACUGAAAGUGGUGGUGGUGAUGAUUAUGAAAUUGAGAUUCCCUUCAAAGAAGUUAUCGAAGCUCUUCUUCGUAACAAUGGAGAGAAUCUCGACGAAAGAGAUGAGAGAGUUAGCUACGUUGACAUCCUCAAACGAUAUGGCCUCAAGUUCCCCUAAAUAGAUACUAAUUCAACU